Scomber japonicus (chub mackerel) is the source of this 2903-nucleotide messenger RNA. RefSeq names its product estrogen receptor 2a (gene esr2a). Gene Ontology annotation, biological process: regulation of DNA-templated transcription; cellular response to estradiol stimulus; estrogen receptor signaling pathway. The record is from RefSeq and is a predicted model, not a curated record. Gene Ontology annotation, molecular function: sequence-specific DNA binding; zinc ion binding; nuclear receptor activity. The coding region runs from base 659 to 2344 and encodes 561 amino acids. Lineage: Eukaryota; Metazoa; Chordata; Actinopteri; Scombriformes; Scombridae. The transcript is spliced from 9 exons. Gene Ontology annotation, cellular component: nucleus.
CGGACAGCCGUGUGUUAAAGCAGCGCACGGUGACCGCUCGGUCUGUCAGCAGCUCUGUCAACACUUUAUCCCGCACUUUACCCGCACAAGACGCCGCAGCCAAACUCCACACACACAUUACAGGAAACUUUCUCUGCAGCUGCUGCGUCUGGAAGAACAGGUAAAAGGUCUGCCACACAUCUCUGACCUGGUCCAUGUGCUGCCACUUAAAGAUGUGAGACUCAUGGGUGGGCCGAGAUCAUGCACUGAACCUCUUCUCUUCUUUGGCGUAGACGGGCUGUUGUCUUGUGCUCGCUACCCUCUGGGUUUUUUCACAAGAUCGACUCCUUCUUCUCAUCAUGUUAUGUGAUGCGUGCCAACACUGGCAUUUCAUAGUGAGCAAAGACAAAACAAAGGGAGGCAUCCAUCAGUUUGAGAAUUUACAAUGUGAGCUCAUGAGUAAUAUUAAACUAACCUGGCCUGUGUAGGUACAUCUGCUGGUGCUUGUUAUAUUCUAAGCCUUUUUUUUCUUUUUUUUUGUUCAGGCUGAAAUCCAAUAUUUGCAGAUAAUGACAUUACCAUAGUGACAACAAGGGAAAACAUGACUGCAUACUAGACUCCUUUAUUAUAUGUCAAUGAUGUAGUAAAUCUAGUGAGAGUGAGACCAUUUGUAGUUGUGAUGGCUGCGGCCUCCUCUCCAGAGAAGGGUCAACCCCUCUUGCAGCUCCAGGAGGUGGACUCCAGCCGAGUUGGAAGUCGCGUCCUCUCCCCCAUCCUCAGCUCCUCCUCUCCAGGUCUGUCCCUCGAAACCAGCCAGCCUAUCUGCAUCCCCUCUCCUUACACUGAACUCAGCCACGACUUUACCACCAUACCUUUCUACAGUCCCACUAUCUUCAGCUAUGCUGCUCCAGGUAUUUCAGAAUGCUCCUCCAUGCAUCAGUCACUAAGACCUUCUUUAUUCUGGCCCAGCCAUGGCCACGUGGGCUCGCCUUUACCCCUGCACCACUCCCAGACUCGCCCUCAACACGGUCAGCCAAUCCAGAAGCCGUGGGUGGAGCUGUCGCCACGGGACCGUGUCUUAACAACCAGCAAGAGAGUGAGGAGGCGAUCCCAGGAGAAUGAGGAGGGUGUGGUGUCGUCAGGCGGGAAGACAGACCUCCACUUCUGUGCUGUGUGUCAUGACUACGCCUCGGGCUACCAUUAUGGCGUCUGGUCAUGUGAGGGGUGUAAAGCCUUCUUCAAGAGGAGCAUCCAAGGACACAAUGACUACAUCUGCCCAGCAACCAAUCAAUGCACUAUAGACAAGAACCGCCGUAAGAGCUGCCAGGCGUGCCGCCUCCGCAAGUGCUGCGAAGUUGGCAUGACCAAGUGUGGUAUGCGUAAGGAGCGAGGAAACAGGAACCAGCAGACGAGGCACGUGACCCGCUUGUCACAUGGCAGAGCUAACGGACCAAAGCCAUUACCCAGACCAGCGACAGGGUCCUUAAUGGAUCUCCAUCCUCCUGCACUGACCCCAGAGCAGCUGAUUGAGCGAAUAAUGGAGGCAGAGCCGCCGGAGAUCUACCUCAUGAAUGACAUGAGGAGGCCGCUGACUGAAGCCAACGUCAUGAUGUCUCUGGCCAACCUGGCUGAUAAAGAGCUGGUUCACAUGAUCAGCUGGGCCAAGAAGAUUCCAGGCUUUAUAGAGCUCAGUCUCUUGGACCAGGUGCACCUGCUGGAGUGCUGCUGGCUGGAGGUGCUGAUGAUCGGACUGAUGUGGAGAUCAGUGGACCAUCCAGGGAAACUCAUCUUCUCCCCUGACCUCAGCCUGAGCAGAGAAGAGGGGAGCACCGUUCAGGGCUUCGUGGAGAUCUUUGAUAUGCUGGUAGCUGCCACGUCCAGGGUGAGAGAGCUCAAGCUGCAGAGGGAGGAGUACGUCUGCCUCAAGGCCAUGAUCCUCCUUAACUCCAGCAUGUGUCUCAGUUUUUCAGAGGGCAGUGAGGAGCUGCAGAGUCGCUCCAAGCUGCUGCGUCUUCUGGACGCUGUAACAGACGCUCUGGUGUUGGCCAUCGCCAAAACUGGCCUCACAUUCCGCCAACAGUACACCCGACUUGCCCACCUGCUCAUGCUGCUGUCACACAUCCGCCACGCCAGUAACAAGGGCAUGGACCAUCUGCACUGCAUGAAAAUGAAGAACAUGGUGCCUUUGUACGACCUGUUGCUGGAGAUGCUGGAUGCUCACAUCAUGCACAGCUCCCGUCUGCCCAGCCAGAGCCCCCAGCAGGAGUCGGCGGAUCAGAAGGAGGUUCCCGCUCGGCCUCGCAGCUCAGGAAGCGGCCCCUCCAGUACCUGGACUCCCAGCGGCACAGGAGGUGAACCCCAGUAGACAGCAGAUCACCUCUUUUGCUUUUCACAUCAAUCUACAUGCAAUGAAUUUUUACCGCUUUGAUGCAAAAAAACUAUGUCAGAAGACCGAUGAGGUGUUUUUACUGGAACAACCUGCUGGAUUCUGUGAUCUCUCGUAUUGGUGAAUCUUCAGCUUUCAAUCACUGUGCACAAAUUCUGGUGAGGUUUUUGAAUGUUUUGAGUUAAAGUUAAACCUUGCAGCAUUCAUUAACCGAUGGCCAGAUGUUGAAAGGUCACAGUGGAACAAGAGGGUGAACAAAUCGUUUCCUUCAUUUAGGCAGUUGCACUAGUACAGGCGUACAUCUACAUACUGUAUAUGUUACUGCUAUGAUUUUUCCUGAGACCUGGCAGCUAAUUUCAUAUCAUGACAACAUAAUUCAGUGUCAGUAAUCAUGACAGGCGACUGCUUACAGAUCCUGAGAUGUUGCUGCCAAAGAUAAUACAAUGACAUAACAGAAUAUAAAGAUGUAAAACGACAUAAAUAAUGGCUUUUAUGAUAUGUAAUCACAUUCCUUGCACCUCCAGUUAUGUCACAAAUG